This is a messenger RNA of Ruditapes philippinarum (Manila clam), 2697 nucleotides long. Its product is annotated as sodium/glucose cotransporter 4-like. The record is from RefSeq and is a predicted model, not a curated record. Gene Ontology annotation, cellular component: plasma membrane. Gene Ontology annotation, molecular function: D-glucose:sodium symporter activity. Lineage: Eukaryota; Metazoa; Mollusca; Bivalvia; Venerida; Veneridae. Gene Ontology annotation, biological process: transmembrane transport.
GUAUAUACUAUGCCAGAGUACCUUAAGAAACGGUUUGGUGGUCAACGCUUGCAAGUCUACAUGUCACUGUUGUCUUUAUUGUUGUACGUCUUCACUAAAAUAUCGGUGGACAUAUAUGCAGGGGCAAUAUUUAUUCAACAAACAGUCGGAUGGAACAUGUACCUUGGUAUUAUAGUUAUACUAGUGGUGACCGCCAUCUUUACUAUGUCUGGCGGUCUCCGAGCGGUAAUAUAUACGGAUGUUUUGCAAACUGUGAUAAUGAUAGGUGGGUCGAUGGUGCUCAUGGUAAUAAGUAUUGUUAAGAUAGGGGGUUUGGACAAACUGUACGACGAAUACCCUAAAGCUAUUCCAAGCGUUCUUAUGAAUAAGUCCGAGUGCGGGACACCUACGGAUGAAGCGUUCCACCUCCUCCGAGAUCCAGUCACGGGUGAUCUCCCUUGGCCAGGAAAUGUGCUCGGUAUUACAAUUCUGGGAAUGUGGUACUUCUGUUCAGACCAGGUGCUGGUUCAAAGGUCAUUGGCGGCUAAGAACAUGUUGCACGUGAAAGGCGGCUCGAUUUUCGCUGGUUAUUUGAAAUUGACACCAUUAUUUACGGUUGUUUUUCCUGGGAUGAUUAGUAGAGUAUUGUUUACAGACGAGAUCGCAUGUGUAGAUCCUGACGUGUGUAGUGUUGUGUGUGGAAAUCCAGCGGGUUGUACGAAUAUUGCAUAUCCGAAACUUGUUGUAGAACUAAUGCCAAUAGGAUUAAAAGGUUUGAUGCUAGCAGCCAUGAUGGCCGCGUUGAUGAGUUCUCUGACGUCAGUAUUCAACAGUGCCAGCACAAUAUUUACAAUGGAUAUUUGGCACAGAAUGCGUAGAAAGGCCACUGACAGAGAACUUCUUGUUGUUGGAAGGUUGUUUGUUUUGAUUCUUGCUAUUGUAAGUGUGAUAUGGAUACCCGUUUUGCAACUUUCCCAAGGGGGACUACUCUUUAAUUACAUACAGUCCGUAACUGGUUAUCUUGCGCCUCCUGUACUGUCAGUGUACGUUCUUGCAAUACUGUGGAAAAGGACUAAUGAAAAGGGUGCAUUCUGGGGUCUUGUUGUUGGUUUUAUAGUGGGUGUUAUUCGGAUGGGACUUGAUUUCGGAUAUGGAAGUCCCGGAUGUGGCGAAGAGGAUUACAGACCAACCGUAGUUUCAAAAAUACAUUUUCUACACUUCACAAUUAUUCUGUUUCUAACAAGUAUACUAGCAACUGUCAUAUUCACGCUUUGUUCAUCUCCAAUGAAGGACAAAGAUUUAACUCGGUUGACUUGGUGGACUCGUCAUCAACUCAAAGACCUCGAACCUGUUGAUAAAGAACUUACAGAAUUAACUACAGAGAAUGAGGUUCCAGAUACGACUGAGGAAAGAAAUCCAAAUGUCGAGUCACCUGACCGAAUUUCGGAACACGUGACAGAUGAGCCUGUUUCUGCGUGGCAGCGCUUUACUACUGUUAUUUUGGGACCAGGACCAGAAUCAAAAAUUAACACAGACGCUGGCGCAGCCGACAAAAUGCACCACCUGACGUCCAAAGAAGAGGACCCGAAAUGGAGCAGUUUCGUGAACUUCAACGCCAUUCUCCUUAUGUUAAUUGCAAUGUUUUUAUGGGGAUAUUAUCGUUGAAUGUAACGAUCUGAAAUUUAAUACAAAUGUAAAUGUCUAAAGGAAGUGGUCUUUUGCAGACGAUAUUCUUACAACAUAAAGCUUACCAGUUAUCCAUUUACUGGAUGAUUAAUUUUGAUUUGAAUUAAUUUAGGUUUAUGUAUUUGAGAAAACGGAAGGCAUAGAUUUUUUCACUUCUUGUCAAAAACUAUAUUAUUGAUAAUUAAUUAGAUAAUAAACUAUUCAUUACUCAGGCGCUUUUUGAAACCCAUGUUGAUUACUUUUGUAUUUGACAUAAAGAAUGCUAAUUAAAUAAAUGUUUAUAUCUCAAGAUUUUCACGGUAUAUCCAUAUGUUUACUGAUUUAUUAUAAAUAUAUGUUGGAAAAUGGCCUCUAAUAAUUAAUAACGCUUAAAACAAAUUUUAAUAGGUCAAUCUAUAGUGAGCAAGUCUACAAUAAAAAUAGCAUGAGUUAAAAGAGGAAUUUUAUGACAUGAUGCGCACCGGUGUCUGCCCUUGAAUCAGAAUUUUCUACUUAUUUGAGGUCAUUUUAAGGACAGAUAACUUAUGCAUACGUAAAUGAAUUCUUGUUUUUCCUUCUGGAUAAUGUUUUUCUUCUUUUUUUGUUGAAUACAAUACAUAAUUACAUGCAAUUCCUUAUAUCGUUUCUGUUAAUUUUUUUCAAUGAAAAUAAAGGUACUUUAAAUUCAUAAAAAAUAGGCCAAUUUUUAAGAAAAAAUGCACAGGUUAAGAGAAGAAGUGGGAAAAAAACUAUCCACUCUAAAUUUGUUCUUGAAAUUUUGCAUAUUGACUAAGACGAAGGUAAGCUUCAUGAAAAUAAGAAGAAAAAAAUGUAUUGUUUCGCUUCAUUGUAAAUUAUCUGCCCUUGAAUUUAACGAAAAAGUCCAAUUCAAGGGCAGAUAACUCGAAAAUGAGAACGGUGACCCCAAAUUUUUUUCCGUUUAAAAUGUUUCUGUUAUCAUAUUCUAAUAACAUGCCAAGUUUAAAGAAAUUCUAUUGAACAGUUUUAAUUUUGCCUAUAUGUCUAUAUGAAAACUCCGGAAAACGUCUUUAA